GCCGGCGGGCGGCCAAGGCGCCAGUUUGAGACAAGGAGUGACGGUAUUAGGAGAGUGGCCGUGUGCUGCUGGUGCCUUAUUUAACAUGGAUUUACGCUGGUCAGGACGGUGACACGGGCCGCGGCUGCCUGUGAGUGCUGGUGUAAGCUUGGUGUCUGGCUGAGAGUGCCAGCUGUGGCCUGGAGCUGCUGAGAACUGCCAUCAACACUACAAUACUGGUCUACCGGACGUCCUAUCCUGACUACCGCAAUAGUUCCUAGCCAAAGUCAGCGUUACAAGAACCACUACCACUACUACUACCACCACUACUACUACUAUUUGGUGGCCUGUGACCUGCUAUACAAUGAAGAGGCCGCUGUAUGAUGGACAAGAGUGCGCUAACAGAAGCUGUGUCAAUGCUGCAACAGGCGUCCCCCGUGCUGUUGUGGCGGAAGGAGGUGGUGCUGUGGGGGACCGGGGUGAACAGCGUGUGGUGCCUAGUGGUGGUGCUGCUGUGUCUCCUGGUGGCGCUGUGGCUGCUGCGACCCAACAGGCACCUCCCGCCAGGCCCGUGGGAGCUGCCACUGGAGCUAACACACGCAGAAGGAGUCCUAGAGGUGGCAGGGUCCUUCCUCCAUCACGUGGGUACCCAGGACAACCUUACCUUCACUGGGACCCAAGAGAAAGACCCCUAAAUACUGGCCAUCAUUUUUUUUUCCUCUGCGAGAAGGAAAGAUGAGAUUAGUGGGUCCACGGGGGAUCGAAGGAGGCUUGGAUACUGUUUACUGGGAUGGGUGAAAUAAAUGCAAGACAAAUAUACAUAUGAAAACAACGAUGUACUGGAUUGCAGGAAGAUAUUUUUGUUUAGCAGAAAAUAACGUUGAAAUUAUAGAAAACGAGAAAAAUUGGAAUGUAAAGAUUAACAUUUUGUGUGUUUAGGAGAAAAUUGUAUUAGUUUGUAUCUGUUAACCCCUUCAGUACCAGGACGCGUUGCUAUGUUCAUUCUGGUGACUAUUUGGUGAUUUUAUACAGCUUCAGAAACUUAUGUGGGAUUAAAAUAGUGAAGACUGUGGCCAUUAAUCUUCUGACCUCCAUAGACCCUUCCUAAUGUCAAUAAAAUGGUCUAAUCGCACACAAAACUCGUGGUAAAAUGCGUCCCAGUACUGAAGAGGUUAAGUUUGAAAUAAAGAGGUUUCAAUCCUUUAUAUUUCCAUGGGGUAGAAUAAAUGAAAUAAGUGAAAGUAGAAAAAAUAUUACAAGAAAAGGGAAAAUAGUGUAUGAAAUAAUUAUUGUUUAGUGGAAAGUAAUGAUAGUUUAGAUAAAGACUGAAAUAAAAGGCUUGAAUCUUUAGUAUUUUUGUAGGAUUGAAUAAAUACAAGUAGAGAAAUAUAUAAAACAAAAAAAAAUGUGUUAGAGGAAGAGUUCAUGUAUAAUUCAGAUAGAUUAGAGAUAUUAUAGGAAAGUGUGGUGAAUAAAGCAUAAGUGAGA
Molecule: messenger RNA, 1467 nt
Organism: Portunus trituberculatus (swimming crab)
Lineage: Eukaryota; Metazoa; Arthropoda; Malacostraca; Decapoda; Portunidae
Exons: 5
Coding region: 360-674 (104 amino acids)
Source: RefSeq, a predicted model, not a curated record